Messenger RNA from Spirometra erinaceieuropaei, 3623 nucleotides. The record is from the annotation of a GenBank genome assembly. NCBI's taxonomy places the organism in Eukaryota, Metazoa, Platyhelminthes, Cestoda, Diphyllobothriidea, Diphyllobothriidae.
AUGAAAAUCGACGACAAGUUCUUUAAAGAGAGGUUUUUAGAACGUCUACCGUCGUCGGUAGAAACAAUCUUGGCCUCUGGCUCCGACGACCUAGAAAUAUCAAAGAUAGCGGAGAUGGCUGACCGUAUGAUGGAGGUUGAGCGUUUGUCAUCCCCGACGAUUGCUCAGGUGUCACAGCCUCUCAACGUGUCCACCUCUGACCUAGCAGAACUAAAGACACAGAUUGCGCAGUUGUCAGCGACUGUUGCCGCUUUGCAGAUGCGCCGAUCCCCCGGUCCCUCUCGACGUUCCUUCGGCCGUGACCGACGUCGUUCCCGCUCUCGCCCCAGGACCGCUAACCUAUGUUGGUAUCAUGUCAACUAUGGCGACAAGGCGUGGCGCUGUGUCCCACCCUGUUCCUUCAAGUCCACGCAGGGAAACUCCUCGGCGGGAGAGUAAAUGCGGCCGAGCUCCCUGACAACUCUACGGGUGGCACAUUUUACGUGAGUGAUAUCACGAGUGGCAGGCAUUUUUAAGUCGACACUUGCCCUCAACUUAGUGUUAUCCCUCCCACGCCAGCCGACCGACGUUGCCCAAACCAUGGUCUUUACCUUCAAGCCGUAAACUCAUUCCCCGUUACAACCUUUGGAUUUCGAUCCCUCUCUCUGGAUAUUGGUCUCCGGCGAUUAUUCCCCUGUAUAUUUGUGGUUGCUGAUGUUCCCACUGCUAUCCGUGGUGCUGAUUUUUUGGCCGCCUUUGGGCUUCUGGUGGAUAGCAGACAACUUCGUCUCCAUGAUCGCGCACCUAUCCUCACCGUCAAAGGAUUUCCUCCAUCCUCAGCUUCUAACCAACUCUCUGUCCCUGACCUAAACCCUGAAUGUCCAUUUCGUAGACAUUUAGCAAAAUAUCCUACCCUCACUCGUCCCAAAUUCCACGUUUCUAUUCCACCACAUGGCGUUGUUCACCGCAUUCGGACCACCGGCCCUCCCGCGUUUGCUCGACCGAGACGACUAGCACUGGAGCGUUUUCUGGCCGCGAAGGCAGAGUUUGAACAGAUGUUGCAACUGGGAAGAAUUCGACCGUCCGAGAGCCCUUGGGCGUCCCCACUGCACAUGGUGCCCAAGACUACAACAGGCGACUGGAGACCCUGUGGCGACUAUCGUGCCCUCAACAGCGCUACCGUUCCUGAUAGGUACCCCGCACCUCAUCUCCAGGACUUUGCUGGAGCUCUUUUCGGCAAAGCGGUUUUCUCGAAGAUUGAACUGGUGCGUGCUUAUCAUCAGAUUCCAGUCGCCUCUGAGGACAUCUCUAAAACCGCCGUUACCACAACCUUCGGUCUCUUUGAGUUCGUACGCAUGACCUUCGGUCUUCGUAAUGUCGCCAAAACGUUCCAAAGGUUCAUUGACCAUGUCAUACGUGGCCUACCAUUUGUGUACGCCUACAGUUAUGACCUCUUGGUGGCCAGCCAGAAUGAGGAAGAACAAACAGAGCAUCUUGCCUUGGUGUUUGAGCGUCUUGCCAAGUUUGGCGUUGUCAUCAACCCCUCCAAGUGCGUGUUGUGUGUGCCUUCACUCGAGUUCCUCGGCCAUCAGGUUGACUCUGAAGGUUUGCGUCACCACCCUUCUAAGGUUGAAGCAGUUCGUAAUUUUCCUUCUUUAACUUCCAAGCGUAAGUUACAGCGAUUCCUCGGCAUGGUCAAUUUUUAUAGCCGGUUCCUACCGAACUCUGCUGAUCUCAUGUUGCCGCUCACCAACAUGCUUUCUGGUCCCAAAGGUCCCCUCGAGCUGACUGGUGAAACACUGACUGCUUUUGAGAGAAUCAAGACUUCUCGCUGAUGCCACCUUACACACGCAUCCCGGUCCCGAAGCUCAGCUGUCUAUGAUGGUAGAUGAUUCGACCGUUGUCGUAGGUGCAGUCCUUCAACAACACCUUGCUGGUUCGACUCAACAACUUGCCUUUCUCUCCAAAAAGCUCUUACCAGCUGAGACACGCUACAGUACCUUUGGCCGUGAAUUACUUGCAUUUACCUGGCUGUGAAGCAUUUCCGGCAGUUCCUUGAACGUCGUGACUUCACCGUUUUCACUGGCCACAAAACGUUGACUUUUGCACUUCUUUCCCACACUGACAAACUAAACCCCCGGGAAAUCCAUCAACUAGACUACAUCUCACAGUUUACCUCAGACAUCCGCCACAUCGACGGGUCAAUCAAUGAGGUGGUUGACGCACUGUCCAGCCCCUCAAUUGCUCAUCUUCAGCUUUCACCCGGGAUAGACCUCGCUGAGAUGGCCGCUGAACAACGCCGUGUCGGUUCACCUUGUGAUAAGGAUGUUUCCGGACUCCAACUUCAGGAACUACCACUGACAACUGGCAACGGCACCAUAUUAUGCGACGUAUCCACCCCUUCCCAUCGUCCAUUUGUGCCAUUAUCUCUCCGGCGCAAAGUUUUCUCCUCCCUGCACAAUCUGUCUCAUCCUGGGAGUCGAGGAACCGACAAGCUGGUUUCCGACCACUUCGUCUGGCCUGGUAUGCACAAGGGCCUCAAGGCAUGGACACGGGCUUGUAUUGCCUGUCAAUGGAGCAAGAUCCAGCGGCACAACAAGGCCCCCACUGACACCUUCCCGGGCCCUGGUUCAAUGUUCAGCCACGUUCACCUGGACAUUGUAGGCACCUUGCCUCUGUCCAAUGGUUGUUCCUAUCUCCUCACCUGUGUGGAUCGGUUCACUCGGUGGCCUGAAGCAAUUCCUCUGCCUGACAUUGCUGCUCCAACGGUGGUCAAGGCUUUUCUCAGUCGUUAGGUUGCUAUCUUUGGUUCACCCUCCACAAUCACGACUGACCGUGUUGCCCAGUUUGAGACUAACCUCUUUCAGUCUUUACUCUCCUUUUUAGGCUGUACACGAAUCCGGACGACAGCCUAUCACCCGGCUGCUAACGGGAUGGUCGAGCGGUUUCACCGCCGGCUGAAGGCUUCCCUACGCUCCGCGGCCGAUCCGGAGAACUGGACAGACCACCUUCCCCUGGUCCUCUUGGACAUCCGCUCCGCUCUCAAGCCGGACGUUGACUGUUCCGCAGCUGAACUGGUGUUCGACUCCAACGUCCGACUUCCCGGUGAGAUGUUCUCGCCAACCCCAAAAUGAGCGGUUGAGGAUCCCACCAACCUGCUGCAUCGCCUUCGGCAGUUUAUGCAGACACUUUCUCCGGUUCCUCCAAGGUCCUCCGCCUCUCCGUCAUAUCUCGAGAAGGACUUGGCAACGUGCUCUCACGUCUACCUUCGAUGUGAUCAAGUCCGUCGGCCUCUGGAACCGCCCUAUGACGGCUCAUUUCGGAUGCUCUCUCGCGGGCCGAAGACUUCCCGCAUUCAGCGCGACAAUCGUGAAGAGGUCGUGAGUGUGGACCGCCCCAAGGCUGUCGUCACUGACACUCCUCCGGAUGAGCCCUGUGGUCCUCUACCUUCUGCUUCCCCCCAUGCAGCCUUUAUUCCACCGUCCCGUAUUUCCCGCUGCCCUCCUGUCCGCCACCUCCGACUGCCACCACCAACUCCAACACUGCCGCCACCAGAUUUAUUCACUCUUCUACGGACCCUGUAUUUAUCACUCGCAGUGGUCGUCAUGUACACUUUCCUGAUCGGUUACAUUCAUUUCUUCUAG